Messenger RNA from Musa acuminata AAA Group (dessert banana), 2807 nucleotides. RefSeq names its product casein kinase 1-like protein HD16. Gene Ontology annotation, biological process: endocytosis; signal transduction; peptidyl-serine phosphorylation. The transcript is spliced from 16 exons. The coding region runs from base 287 to 2344 and encodes 685 amino acids. NCBI's taxonomy places the organism in Eukaryota, Viridiplantae, Streptophyta, Magnoliopsida, Zingiberales, Musaceae. The record is from RefSeq and is a predicted model, not a curated record. Gene Ontology annotation, molecular function: protein serine/threonine kinase activity; ATP binding. Gene Ontology annotation, cellular component: cytoplasm; nucleus.
UCUUCCUUUUUCUCUCUCCUCCCCUUUCUCUCCAGUGUCCCGAUUCCCAAGGCAUUUGGCGGUUCUUCACCGGACUCUCUCUUUCCUCGUCGAAACCCUAACCCAAAAAUAUCCGGGCCAGGAAUCGAUCCCGUUGUUUCUCUCGAAAUCGAUCGCGGCGGUCGCCGAUUAGCGUCAUUCGAUCGAAGCUCCGAGACCUUCCGGCGCACUGAUCCUGCCCGCUUGGGUUCCUGGAAUCGUGGAAAUCGAGUGUUUUUUUUGAGGCAUGGGGUUGUGCAGAUGAAGGAUGCCGGAGCUCCGUAGCGGAGUUCGCAGGGGCCGGGCGCAGGCGAACCCAGUAGUCCAGGCUGAUCGGCCGAACACGAGGCGGCGGCGGGCGGCGAGGAACCAACAGCCGGUGGAUGAGAACCCUCCCGUGACGAGGUCUGCUGAGCGGAGAGAGGAGAUCAGGCUUGCGGAGGGCGGCGGCGAGGUUGGUGGACUCGUCGGGGAGGAGAAUCUGGAAGGAGUUGGCGAGAGGAGGAUGGAUGAAUGUGACAGUGGUGCAAGGAGCGCCGAUAAGCUUCCCGGUGGAGAGGAGGAGGGGAGCACGGCUCCCCUUCCGGAAAAGGUCCAAGUUGGAAAUUCACCGGUGUACAGAAUUGAAAGAAAACUAGGGAAAGGAGGAUUUGGGCAAGUAUAUGUAGGACGGCGGAUUUCUGCUACUAAUGCAAAUGAUAGAAUUACUGGUUCUGGUGCUGUAGAGGUAGCACUGAAGUUUGAGCACAGGAGCAGUAAAGGUUGCAAUUAUGGGCCACCUUAUGAAUGGCAAGUGUACAACACUCUUGGUGGUAUCCAUGGGGUUCCACGAGUCCACUAUAAAGGACGCCAAGGGGAUUAUUAUAUCAUGGUUAUGGAUAUGCUGGGACCGAGUCUAUGGGAUGUAUGGAAUAACAAUUCACAUACAAUAUCAGUUGAAAUGGUUGCAUGUAUUGCUAUUGAAGCGGUAUCUAUACUGGAGAAAAUGCAUUCUAAAGGAUAUGUACAUGGGGAUGUCAAGCCUGAGAAUUUCUUACUUGGGCCACCUGGGACUUCUGACGAGAAGAAACUGUUUCUUGUCGAUCUUGGCUUAGCCACCAAGUGGAAGGAUAGUGCAACUGGGCUGCACGUGGAAUAUGAUCAGAGGCCAGAUGUUUUCAGGGGGACAGUGCGCUAUGCCAGCGUUCAUGCUCACCUAGGAAGGACAGCUAGCAGGAGAGAUGAUUUGGAAUCCCUUGCAUAUACAUUAAUCUUUCUUCUCCGGGGCCGUCUACCUUGGCAAGGAUACCAGGGAGAGAACAAGGGCUUCCUUGUCUGCAAGAAGAAAAUGGCUACUUCUCCAGAUACUCUUUGUUGCUUCUCUCCCCAACCAUUCAAACAGUUCAUUGAGUAUGUAGUUAACUUGAAGUUUGAUGAAGAACCUAACUAUGCAAAGUGCAUUUCCUUUUUCGAUGGCAUAGUAGGACCUAAUCCAGAUAUCAGACCCAUUAACACUGAUGGGGCUCAGAAGCUUAUAUACCAGGUAGGUCAAAAGAGAGGCCGCCUGAUGAUGGAAGAAGAUGGUGAUGAGCAACCAAAGAAGAAGAUCAGAAUGGGAAUGCCUGCAACACAGUGGAUCAGUGUCUAUAAUGCCCGUCGGCCUAUGAAGCAAAGGUAUCACUACAAUGUUGCUGAUAUAAGGCUUGCACAACAUAUUGAGAAGGGAAAUGAAGAUGGUUUAUUCAUCAGCUGUGUUGCAUCUUGUUCAAAUCUGUGGGCACUUAUUAUGGAUGCAGGCACUAAUUUCACAUCUCAAGUAUACGAACUGUCCCCAAAUUUUCUUCACAAAGAAUGGAUAAUGGACCAAUGGGAUAAGAACUAUUAUAUCACUGCAUUAGCAGGGGCAAACAAUGGUAGCUCUUUGGUUGUGAUGUCCAAAGGCACACAGUAUGUACAACAGUCUUACAAAGUCAGUGAAUCAUUUCCUUUCAAGUGGAUAAACAAAAAAUGGCGCGAAGGUUUCUAUGUCACUGCAAUGGCAACCGCUGGAACUAGAUGGGGAGUUGUCAUGUCCCGUAACGCAGGCUUCUCAGAUCAGGUUGUCGAACUUGACUUUUUGUACCCUAGUGAAGGCAUUCAUCGAAGGUGGGAUGGUGGCUAUCGCAUAACUGCAACAGCUGCAACAAUGGACCAAGCAGCAUUUGUUCUUAGUGUUCCCAGAAGAAAGCCUACAGAUGAGACACAAGAGACACUUAGAACAUCUGCUUUUCCUAGUCAACAUGUGAAGGAGAAAUGGGCAAAAAAUCUUUACAUAGCAUCUGUCUGUUACGGCCGCACCGUUUCAUGAUGUUCCUUUUAAUAUUUUGGGGCGAACAGAGGUGUAAUCAACUUAUGUAAACAUUGUCAUCUUGUAUCUCAAAGGCUAGGAAUAUGCUAAAGACGCAGAAGGCAUGUGCCACUGUGUUUCGGCUAGAGAUUUCGAUUCGAUGUGCAGGCUUCAUCAAGUUUGUCGUGUCGACCAUGUCAUGCUGUACCAUUUUCAAGUCCUUCGGAUGCUUUGCAUGAUUUAUCGAAUCAGAGCUGAGUUGAUGGUGGGCAUCCUCAUCCUUAAACAUUGUUUCGAGUAGUCAAUAGAUGUUUAUUGGUAGGUGCUUUUCAGGAGUCAAAUGUCUGUAAGAUGUAAUGUGUACUUUAACUGAUAGCAUUGUUGCACCAUUUUGUGCUAUUAUUAGUAGUCAAAUUUUGGCUGGUUAUUUUGUAUGACUAGAAACAUAUAUUUAAAAUGUUACAAAUAUGAUCUGUUUUGUUAA